GCUACACAAGACAGUGCUACCAUUUUGACUUUCGCGAGGUUUGGUGGCCUGUGAAAGUUGUUCAGAUAUGUUUAGAUCAAAACUCUUAGAAAAACAGAGCCUUUACCUAAGAACGACUCUUCCCGCUCUUAGGGUAUCUGCCAAGAAAAAUGCCACUGCUGCAGCACAGAAAAAACCUGAGAAAAUUGAAGUUUUUGUAAAUGAAAAGAAAAUUCUUGUGGACCCAGGGACAACUGUGCUUCAGGCAUGUGCAAUGGUUGGAGUGGAAAUUCCUAGAUACUGUUAUCACGAUAAAUUGUCAAUUGCUGGAAACUGUCGAAUGUGUCUUGUUGAAGUUGAAAAAUCUCCAAAGCCUGUAGCAGCAUGUGCAAUGCCAGUCAUGAAAGGAUGGAAAAUAAAGACAGAUUCACCAUUAGCAAGAAAAGCCAGGGAAGGUGUGAUGGAAUUUUUACUUGUCAAUCAUCCUCUGGACUGCCCUAUCUGUGACCAAGGAGGCGAAUGUGAUCUGCAGGAUCAAUCAAUGGCAUUCGGCAGUGAUCGUAGCAGAUUUGUUGACAACAGUUUCGAAGGAAAGAGGGCUGUUGAGGACAAGAACAUUGGUCCCCUUGUAAAGACUAUUAUGACUCGCUGUAUUCACUGUACUCGCUGCAUCAGGUUUGGAAGCGAAAUUGCAGGCGUUGAUGAUCUCGGGACAACUGGUAGAGGUGGUGACAUGCAAGUUGGUACAUACAUCGAGAAAAUGUUCAAAUCCGAACUGUCGGGAAAUGUCAUUGACUUAUGUCCUGUUGGUGCGCUGACAUCAAAACCUUAUGCAUUUGUGGCCAGGCCUUGGGAAAUCAGAAAAACUGAAUCGGUCGAUGUGCUAGAUGCUGUUGGCAGUAACAUCGUUGUUGGUACAAGAGCUGGUGAAGUCAUGAGGAUUAUUCCUCGAAUGAAUGAGGAUAUCAACGAAGAGUGGAUCUCAGACAAAACAAGAUUCGCAUACGACGGUCUAAAGCGUCAACGGCUUACAACACCAAUGAUUCGAGGUGAAGAUGGCAACCUUUCUCAAUGCAGCUGGGAAGAAGCAUUGGUCGAAGUAGCCAGCAAACUGCAUUCGGUGAAGCCUGAAGAAAUGGCUGCAGUGGUUGGUGGAUUGGCCGAUGCAGAGUCGCUAGUUGCUUUGAAGGAUUUGGUCAAUAGCUUUAACAGUGAAAAUCUUUUCACAGAAGAGGGAUUCCCUGAAAGUGGAGCUGGGACUGAUUUGCGCUCAAACUAUCUGUUCAAUACAACGAUCAGUGGAAUUGAGGAGGCCGAUGUUGUCUUGUUGGUAGGCACAUGUCCGAGAUUUGAAGCUCCGUUGGUCAACGCUAGAAUCCGUAAAAGCUGGAAAGACAACGACUUGAGAGUAGCAAUGAUUGGCAAGGAGGUUGACCUUACGUACGAAUACGAGCAUCUUGGAGAAAAUGCGAAGGUUCUGGAGGACAUUGCUUCUGGUACCCAUGAAUUUUCAAAGGUCCUACUGGAAGCAAAGAACCCAGUUAUCAUUGUAGGGACAAACGCAUUAAAUCGGGCGGAUGGCUCAAGCGUUCACGGUCUUUGUGCAACAAUAUCUAAUAGUUUGAAAUCUAAAGGAAAUGUCAAUUCUGAUUGGAGGGUGCUAAAUAUUCUUCACAAGGUUGCCAACCAAGUAGCGGCCCUUGACAUCGGCUACAAGCCUGGCCUAUCAAAGCUUGGUUCUCCAAAAGUGCUAUACCUUCUCGGAGCUGAUUCUGGUUUGAUCUCCAGAGAAAGUCUUCCAAAAGACUGUUAUGUCAUUUAUCAAGGUCAUCAUGGAGAUGAGGGUGCGAACAUUGCCGACGCUAUCUUGCCCGGUGCGGCCUAUACGGAGAAAACCGCGACUUUUGUGAACAUGGAAGGAAGGGCUCAACAAACUAGGCGCGCUGUCAACCCUCCAGCACUUGCAAGAGACGAUUGGAAGAUAAUAAGAGCUCUGUCAGAGAUUGGAGGCAAGAGUUUGGCCUAUGAUAACCAAGACGAACUUCGUGAUCGCCUUAGGGACGUCGCUCCCAACCUUACUCGCUAUGGUGACGUAGAAGAAGCCAAUUUCUUUUCCGUGUCAACAGCUCUAUAUAAGAAACAGGAACUGAAAGUAAAAGACGGUGUAUUGGAGCCACACAUCAGCAGCCUAAGAGAUUUUUACAUGACAGACUCAAUUAGCAGAGCAUCUCAAACGAUGGCCAAAUGUGUAACUGCUGUUGAUAAUAUGCAAUAAAUGACUUUGUUCGUGAUACAUCACGUUGAAAAUGGUUUCAAUUAAUGUUUGAUUUUAUAGGCAUAUUUCCAGUUUGCUUAACACCCAAAUGAUGUGCUUGUGGACUUUGUAAAAAGAUAUAAUUUACUUGUAAAAGAAUUUCCA
Rhopilema esculentum is the source of this 2398-nucleotide messenger RNA. RefSeq names its product NADH-ubiquinone oxidoreductase 75 kDa subunit, mitochondrial. The record is from RefSeq and is a predicted model, not a curated record. NCBI's taxonomy places the organism in Eukaryota, Metazoa, Cnidaria, Scyphozoa, Rhizostomeae, Rhizostomatidae. Gene Ontology annotation, molecular function: NADH dehydrogenase (ubiquinone) activity; iron-sulfur cluster binding. Gene Ontology annotation, cellular component: membrane. Gene Ontology annotation, biological process: ATP synthesis coupled electron transport.